This is a messenger RNA of Bombina bombina (fire-bellied toad), 2157 nucleotides long. RefSeq names its product beta-1,4-galactosyltransferase 4 (gene B4GALT4). Bases 406 to 1440 code for a protein of 344 amino acids. NCBI's taxonomy places the organism in Eukaryota, Metazoa, Chordata, Amphibia, Anura, Bombinatoridae. The transcript has 8 exons. Gene Ontology annotation, molecular function: glycosyltransferase activity. The record is from RefSeq and is a predicted model, not a curated record. Gene Ontology annotation, biological process: carbohydrate metabolic process.
GGUAAACUAACGGGACUCACUGAGGGGCUGUGACAGAGGCCACUGUUUGAGUGUUUGCGGUAGUUACCGGUGUACCUGAGUUGCAGACAUCGGUGUUAAGCAAAGCAAGAACAGAGCUCUCUUUGUCGUGGUUAUUUCCACCUACAACUAAAACCUGAAGAUUCAGAAAUAGAGAAUGAGCAUUAUGCGAGGACGGGGAAAUCAGGUUCAGUUUCCCAAAUGAGCAGUAUGUUCUCGGAAUCCCUAGGAUUGAGGGAUAUUAUCAGGUGGACGUUUUGGACGUGAAGACGUUGUGAUGGUCAAACACAUUUGUACUGUGCAUCAUCAUUUUUGAUUUCUUUUGUUGCUGCUUUAUUAUUUAAGCAGUCUCUAAAGGCAGCGGAUCUUCCAUAACAGCAUCUAGAAAUGGGCGCUGUUAAGAAUUUGAUUUGCAAAACAAGGAUAUUGCUGCUGAUAGCCGUGUGCGUAAUGAUUGUAGGUUGGAUUGGAUACCUUUAUAAUGGAGAUGAAGAACGCUUCAUGUCAAAACCUGAGACUCGGUUACAUAACUUUUGGAAGUAUUCCUCAACUGAGAAGGACCCAACUUUAUUUGCUUUGGAAGCAUCAAAAAAAGACUCGGACAUGAAGACGUGUCCUGCUUUAUCCCCUUAUCUCCAGGGUGCUGUACCACCGUCAUUUGAGGCCACCUUAACAUUUGAAGAAAUAAAAAGAAAGUACCCCUCAGUUGUACACGGUCGCUUUCAUCCAGAGACCUGUCGGGCACAACAAAGAGUGGCCAUUUUGAUCCCACACCGGAAUCGUGAGAAACACCUGCUUUACCUCUUGGAUCACUUACAUCCUUUCCUGCAAAGACAGCAGUUGGACUAUGGAAUAUACUUGAUUCACCAGGCUGGUAAUGCAAAAUUUAACCGUGCUAAGCUGCUUAAUGUAGGGUACAUGGAGGCUUUAAAGGAAGAGAAAUGGGAUUGUUUUAUAUUCCAUGAUGUGGAUCUUGUUCCGGAGAAUGAUUUCAACCUUUAUCUAUGUGACAGUGAGCCCAAACAUCUUGUAGUGGGCAGGAACGUGACAGGAUAUAGGUUACUGUAUAAAGGGUAUUUCGGGGGAGUGACUGCAUUGACAACAGACCAGGUUGCCAAGGUGAAUGGAUACUCCAAUAACUACUGGGGCUGGGGAGGAGAAGAUGACGAUCUGAGAGUCAGGGUUACCUUACAAAAUAUGAAAGUGGUUCGGCCUUCGCCUGAUGUAGCCAAAUACACAAUGAUAUUCCACACCAGGGACAGUGGGAAUGAGGUCAACAAGAAGAGGAUGGAGCUCCUGCGUAAAGUUUCCAAGGUCUGGAAGACGGAUGGACUAAAUUCCUGUGUCUACAAACUGCUCUCACUUGAACACAACCCUUUGUACAUCAAUAUCACAGUGGACAUAGGAGGUCCAGAUUCCUAGCAUUACCUCAUUCACUUGGACCAAUUCAGGGAAAGCUGUAGUGACCUGCUGUGCAGUCACACACUCUGGCAGUGAAACCUGAGGGCCUCAAAAUGGAACUAGUAGCUAAUUGGACUUUGGUUCUGACAAAUAAUCAGUUUUCAGAUCCAUCCUUUUGAGGGAAAGCAUACACAAACGUGAUGCAGACAUAUACUUUUUAGUUUUAAUUCUCUUGACCUUUUAUCUUCAGAUCAGAGAGAAUAAUUCCUUAAUUGUUUGAAAAGAUGUAUUUUAUAAUUGUGCAAUACUAUGUAUUAUUAAUGAAUAUGCAUCGGACACCAGACCCGGCCACAGGACUAUGUUUUGCGUAUAUUCUUCAAGAUUAUGGGUCGAUAUGGAAGAAGAAAUUAUUUUGUAGGGUUAUUGCUUCUUGAAGCAUAUGUAAAAACAAUCAGCUUUGAUAAAGAUAUUUUGAGUUUUGUAUAUAUAUGGACCACAUUAUAUAUUUCUACAAAUAAAUUGUGUCUGCCAGCUAGAUUCAUACUUUUAGCAGUAGACAAACCACACUUUAAAAAAAUAAUAUAAAAAUAAAUGUCCUACGCACUCAUUAAAUGGUUAAAUAUAUGAUUAGAACUAGGCAAGGUACAAAUGAGUGACCAAGCAAAAUCAAAAUGGUACACAGUAUGGAUGCACAUCUUGAGAGAAAAAAACAAUGAAUAAACGGUAUUACAUAAACAA